Vigna radiata var. radiata (mung bean) is the source of this 2297-nucleotide messenger RNA. RefSeq names its product alpha-L-fucosidase 2-like. The transcript has 4 exons. Gene Ontology annotation, molecular function: alpha-L-fucosidase activity. Bases 35 to 562 code for a protein of 175 amino acids. The record is from RefSeq and is a predicted model, not a curated record. Lineage: Eukaryota; Viridiplantae; Streptophyta; Magnoliopsida; Fabales; Fabaceae.
UCUGGGUGGGAGUAACGGUUGAAGGGUGGCUGCGAUGGAAGCGGAAGCGCGUAGAAGUUCGGACUUGAAGAUUAGGUUCGGAGAAGAAGGUGGGAAGCACUGGACUGAUGCGCUUCCCAUUGGCAAUGGACGCCUCGGAGCCAUGAUCUGCGGCCGCCUCCAUUCCGAAACCAUCCACCUCAACGAGGACACGCUCUGGACCGGAACACCCGCGGACUACACUAAUUCUAAAGCUCCACAAGCCCUUUCUCUGGUUAGAAACCUCGUUAACCGUCAACAAUAUCCACAAGCCACUGCUGCUGCUUCUGCCUUAACAGGAUCAAAUCCAUCCGAGGCCUACCAACUUCUCGCCGAUAUCAAAUUGGACUUCGAUUAUUCACAUCUCACCGGCGCUCAACAAACUUACCAGAGGGAGCUGGACUUGGAUACUGCUACUGUCAAGGUCAGCUAUUCCGUUGGAGAUGUUCAGUUCAAAAGGGAGCAUUUUGCCUCCUAUCCAGAUCAAGUCAUUUUGUUUCCUCCUCUCCUUCAGUGGCCCAUUCACAUCACCUUCAGAUUCUAAAAGGGAUCCUACUUCUGAGUGUUUCAGUGUAUUGAGCUCAAUAAGCAAUGUAUCAUUUUCUGACCUCUAUCUUGUAAAAUAUUAUUAUUUUAUUGCAAUAGAAAGUUCUCCAACGUCUAUAAAAUUUAAACUUUUGCAACGUUCAUUCCAACGGUCAUAAUGCAACGUUCAUUCCAACGGUAUUGAAAUUUUGCAACGGUCCUUUUUUUUUAUGUCUAUAAAUAUAACAUCCAUUUCAUUCAUUCCAAGUGCAGCACAAAAAACUCAUUUUCAAUCUCUAUUUUCUCUCUUGAUAUCCUACCUUCUAUCUUAUUCUCUAAAUCUGAUAUCCCCUCGUAUAGAGUUUCCUCCGUUCUCCUCUCCUCACAUCUCAUCCCUCUUUCUUCCUUCUUCGGGAUUCAGCUGGCACAAGGUUCUCUCUCAAGGCUUCGACGACUCUGCUUGGCCACUUUAGACCAAAUCUGGCAGCGCACCUCAUUCCACGCGUCCUCUCUUUUCCCAACUUUGAUUGACAUUUCCUUGCGCAGAUACUCUGGCAAAGUCAAAGUCAUUCCGCAUUAUGAAAUUGCAAAUCAAAAGCAUAAAUCAGGCUCCGGCCACGCUCCAUCUGCACCUCCCUAUAUGUCAAAAUCAACUCCUCCAUUCCCUUCUUAUCCUAAUCCUUCUCUAGCAUCCUCCUACCCACCACCUCCUCAUUCUACUUCCUCCUAUCCACCACAUCCCUCUGCAACUCCUUACCACCAUACAACUGGAUCACACCCACCGGUGGCAUCCACAGCCUCAUACCCACCGGUAGCAUCCACAGCCUCAUACCCACCNCCUCCCACAGCUUACCCACCCCAUCCCUCACAUUCAUCUCCCUAUCCACAACACUCCUACCCUGCAUCAUCUCCCUAUCCACCCUCCUCGUAUCCUCCUCCACAUUCCUAUCCGCCUGCUUCAACUUAUCCACCGCCUACAGGUUACACUCCUGGUAACUAUUUCUCUUCUCCUAAUUCAUGUCCACUGCUUACUCACUGCUACUCUGCUCUGCUCUUUCUACCACCAUAUUUUCUUCUUGUCAUGUUUUUCUCCCUCAUAACCACAAACUCUAUCUUUAUUCAGGAAUAUACCCUCCACCGCCAUACUGGCUUGUACAUCACUUUAUAACCCUAUCCCAGCUUUACUUGUUAUCAGAAACCCUGUUUUUGUUUUGUUUCUUAUAUUUUUGCUUUAAGUAGUCUUUAUUCCAUACAUUUAUUUAGUCACGGGUUUAUUUAGCAAAGGUUUGUCAAUUGUGAGGCUCCAUAUCCAACGCUGUUGCAUAUAAGUUUCUCUUCAAUUGCUACCGAUAAAAGGGAUCAUGCCAAAAAGUAAGGGCUACAAUAUCCCAAUCCCCAAUUCUCUCAAACCUCAUUGGCUCUCCGCGAAUAACCACCUUCCAUCUCUUCAAAGGGUUUAGACCGUCAGCAACGUCGAAAAACAACACACGCACUCCGUGUUAUCCUCAAGUAGUCGUUUUCAGAAUUUCCAAAUAUCCCGAAGCCAAGCCACGGGAGGUUCACGGAGGUUCAUGCCCCUGUCUAGAUCCACACACUCACUUCUCGGAGUGGAAAGCUGUUUUGCAUCGUCCAUGGCGUAGAGAAGGAUCCCUUUAAUGGAAUGUAGAUAAAUCUCACAUUAAGAUCCAUGGCGUAUAUUUUUAUAAACUAUAAUGAUUACGGGUGAAAAUAUUUAAAUUCACAUUUAUAUAGAA